Molecule: messenger RNA, 1254 nt
Organism: Oryza brachyantha (malo sina)
Lineage: Eukaryota; Viridiplantae; Streptophyta; Magnoliopsida; Poales; Poaceae
Product: thaumatin-like protein 1
Exons: 2
Coding region: 186-1052 (288 amino acids)
Biological process (GO): defense response
Cellular component (GO): extracellular region
Source: RefSeq, a predicted model, not a curated record
GAUCGAUCUGUCCCCAAGUCCAGUUGGAUUUGGUGCAGAAUCAUAAUUGAAAUUACCAUAUCUUUCCAUCGUAGACGUUGGAUUACCUAAAACGUGUGAUCGAUCUGUUCGAUCUAAGAGAUCCUUCCAUUUCUUGCAUUACCUGAUAAGAUCAAUCUUGGCAUUCCUCCCUAUAAAAUACACAUAUGCAAGACAUAGCCGGUGUCCCCCUAUCGCGGCACAGAAAAAAGAAAUCGAACCGAGUCCAAUACCAAUUUCUUUUGGUGCCCAUCUCCAUGGUUGCAAUGGGAGGAGGCUCGCCGGCUGUUCUUCUCCUCCUCUUGGCCGCCUCGGUUCUUUCUCCAGGUGCCAUGUCAGCAAGGUUCAUGUUCACCAGCAACUGCCGUGACGUGAUCUACCCCGGCGUGCUGACGGGCAGUGGCCGGCCGCCGUUCCCGACCACCGGGUUCGAGCUGCAGCCGGGCGCGACAGCGGACUACGCCGGCGUCCCGGACAACUGGUCGGGCAACGUCUGGGCGCGUCGUCUCUGCUCCACCGACUCCGCGGGCCGCUUCUCCUGCGAGUCCGGCGACUGCGGCACGGGCGCCGUCGAGUGCAACGGCAGCGGCAACGGGCCGCCGUCGACGCUCUCGGAGUUCACGCUCCGCGGUGGCACCGGCGGCGCCACGGACUACUACGACAUCAGCAACGUGGACGGGUUCAACGUGCCCGUGCAGGUCGCGCCGUUCGACGUGCCCGGGGGGGUGCCCGGCGCCGGGUGCGGCACGGCGGCGUGCGCGGCCGACAUCGACGCGUCGUGCCCGCCGGAGCUGGCGGCGAGGGACGCCGCGGGCGUCGCGGUGGUGGGGUGCAAGAGCGGCUGCCUGGCGUUCGACCGGGACGACCUAUGCUGCCGCGGGGCGUACGCGACGCCGGACAGGUGCGGGCCGAGCGACUACUCGAGGUUCUUCAAGCAGCAGUGCCCGCAGGCGUACAGCUACGCGUACGACGACCAGAGCAGCACCUUCACCUGCAGCUCCGGCGCCAGCUACCACAUCACCUUCUGCCCUUAAUUAAUCCAGCAAAGAUUUGGAUCAUGCGAUUAAUUAGCUAGCUGUUUGGAACUCUUUCUACUGAACAAUAUUAAUUAGUGGUUAUGCUUGCCUUGAUAAGCUAUUUCGCUUCAGAAUAUGAACUUCUUAACUUCACCUCUAUUUUGCACUUUUAAGGUUCUUGCGUUACUCUUAGGCCGCGUUCGUUCGAGCAAGUUAACUU